GCGGUACCACUAGAUAUCAGGUGCAGACGCUGUUUCCCCCCCAUCGAGGUUCAAUGAUGCUAGUAUUGUGGAGAAUAGGCCUUAACAUUUUGUCUGGGUCGUGUCAGGUUCGAUCUGUAUCGGGAAACUGUUUCAGCUCCGGAAGGUUCUGAUGCGAACAGAUGUGGCGUGUCAUAAUACUUCAGCCCUGGAUUAAGGUGCAGUGUGUAAUCACGGAAUCCAAAUAAGCCAUACGGCCACCGUGUAAUCGCUUCGCUCCCUCCUCGAAAACUAGCCCAUCUCGGAUGGCGUGCGUGACGCAUAUCGAUGGUGCUCAAGAGCUUCGGAAAUUGAUCUCGGCUCAACAGCGUACUGUUGUAUUCUUCCACCAGCCAUGGUGCUCGCAUUGCAAGAAAAUGGGGCCGAUAUUCGACGCGACCGCCAGUUUGGAUGAGUAUAAGGAGGUCAAGUUUUACGAGUUUGACCUAGAUGAACAGGAGGACGUUAUGGAAGAAAUGGAUAUCAAGACUUUUCCGAGAAUCCUCGUCUUUCGCCAAGGUGAGAAGAUAGCCGCAACCGGACCCCGCGAGCUAGAAGCCUUCAAGACUUGGCUUUCAUCGGCGAUGACACGUCAGGAGAUUGUUAAUACGCCAAUUGAUGAGGGAACCACUUGUACCGGAAGGUAUGAAGAUCGGAGAAGAAAUCUCGCCACUUUGCUGGGGGGAAGCAAACCAUUCCUAGACACGGAAAGUGGUUGCGUGUUCCAACCAACACCAGAAUCCAACGGUCUACAGAUCGGAAGAGCCAACCAGGGCACUUCCUACUUUUUAAUCACCAUGUGGAAUUCCGAAAACGAGGAUCCCAACAAGAUAUUCUUCGGCCUACAUUUCAUGCCUGAUCCUAUACACAAAGCUCGCUUCGAAUCGGCGAGAUUCUGGGUCACAUUUGGUCGCGAUGACGGGGACGAAGAGCAUUUGCCACUAAACGUCCUCGAGCUCGCCCCGACGAGUGCUGCAGACACCAUUACCGCCUCUCCAGACUCAGAUGUAAUGGGGUCAACUGAGUUUGAUAACUCGAGCAUUUGGUCAGGCGAGGAGGCCAUCCGACGAGGGACGCCGACGGAUAUUCGUGGGCAAGGCCUGCAUAGCCCUACGGCCGUAUGGAGUUUUGUUGAGGGAACGAGUCGAGGUCUUGACGCCAGCUACACACUUUCAGUCGUACUACCGACAACGACAAGAGUUUGGAUGAAAUUCUGGGCCAAAGCGGUAUUGAUUCGUGGGGAUACAAUACCGCUUGACCUGCGUCACAAGAUGACACUAAAGACGGGCACAAUGGAGGAGCCGUACCAGAGAAUCUUGGAUCUGAGCGUCGCCAUGGAAAGAGCUGAACCAAAAAGUUAGGAUUGAAUUCAAGUGCUCCGGAUUGGGUUCCUUAGUACUUGCCGAUACUUGUAUGUAACAUCAUGUGGACCAGUGAUUCAUUUGCUCCAUGCUGCGGAGAGCUCGGUGUUUGAAAAGAU
Messenger RNA from Desarmillaria tabescens, 1498 nucleotides. RefSeq lists its product as uncharacterized. The transcript has 6 exons. Gene Ontology annotation, molecular function: protein disulfide isomerase activity. The coding region runs from base 285 to 1379 and encodes 364 amino acids. The record is from RefSeq and is a predicted model, not a curated record. Gene Ontology annotation, cellular component: endoplasmic reticulum. NCBI's taxonomy places the organism in Eukaryota, Fungi, Basidiomycota, Agaricomycetes, Agaricales, Physalacriaceae. Gene Ontology annotation, biological process: protein folding.